UCAAUUUUAUGAUAGCAAAUAGUAAGGGACUUAGCUUUUUAAAAAAGCUAAGAGUCAUUUGUGAAUAGUAAAGAUGAAAUAUGAAUAAUAAAAGCCAUUUACUAUAUAGAACAUCCAUUAGGAGCUCAUUGUCAUUUAAUUGAUGUAAGAUUUUGAGAACUACUACUCUCUUCACUACUCUUUCUGUCUCGUAAUAUAUAUUUUGGUUACUAUUAGGAAAUUUCAUAACAAAUAUAUUAUUAUUGGUACGCUUGUAUGACUUAUUCAAAAAUAUUGUCAAAUACGACUCCGACUUUGAUUUCAAAUUUAAAUUUAGCUAAUUACGAUUAAAUAAAAUUAAUAAAAAAACAUUAGUAUUAGUAGUUUAUUACUCUUUUUCUUGGUCGUCUUCAUCAAUCACAGCUAUGGCGGCAUUACAGUACUUGGAAUCGCAGCGGAGUGAACAUCCAGAGCUAUCAGAAUGGUACAGUACGCUUGCAGAUCUGUACCAACGUAAGCUCUGGCAUCAGCUCUCUCUUAAGCUCGAACAGUUCGUCGCUCUAGCUGUUUUUCAGGCCGGUGACACACUGAUUCAGUUGUAUCACAAUUUCAUCACUGAUUUUGAGACAAAGAUCAAUCUUCUGAAGCUUGCACAUUUCGCUGUAAUCGUUUCUCGGCAAUACUCGGAGAAAGAAGCUGCAAUUGGUUACCUGGAAGGAGUAGCUGAGAAACUCCAAAAUACUAAAGAGACAAGGAUUGAGGAGCCAAUACUUUAUAUUAAAUUGCAGAUUGCCCUAUUUAAGCUUGAACAGGGGGAUCAGAAAGAGUGCAAGAAGCUUCUAGAACAGGGGAAUGCUACACUUGACAGCAUGACUGAUGUUGAUCCCUCUGUUUAUGCCAGCUACUAUUGGGUUUCAUCUCAGUAUCAUAAGACUCGGCAGGAGUUUGCAGAGUUUUACAAAAGUGCUCUCCUCUAUCUUGCAUACAUUUCAGUGGAUUCUCUUUCGGAGUCAUUCAAGCUGGAUUUGGCGUUUGAUUUGUCCUUGUCAGCAUUACUGGGAGACAACAUAUACAAUUUUGGGGAGCUGCUUGCUCAUCCAAUUAUAAAGAGUUUGGUAGGGACACAGGUUGAAUGGCUAUAUUAUAUUCUUGAAGCAUUCAACACUGGUGAUUUAGUUCGUUAUCAAGAAUUGUGCCGUGUACAUCAAGCUGCUUUAAGUGCUCAACCAGCAUUGUUGCAGAACGAGAAAAAGCUUCUCGAGAAGAUCAACAUUCUGUGCUUGAUGGAAAUCAUCUUCAGUCGUCCAGCAGAGGAUAGAACUAUUCCAUUGAGUGCCAUUGCAGAGCGCACUAAGCUUAGCGUGGAAGAUGUAGAGUAUCUCUUAAUGAAGAGCCUCUCUGUGCAUCUGAUUGAGGGAAUAAUCGAUCAAGUGGAAGGGACUGUUCACGUGUCCUGGGUUCAACCAAGAGUUUUGGGUAUUUCUCAGGUCAAGUCAUUGCGGGAUCGGCUAGACAAUUGGGUGGAUAAAGUACACACUGCAUUGUUAUCCGUGGAAGCUGAAACUCCUGAUUUGGUUGCAUCGUAAUCCUUAGUUUCCCAGUUUGCACUUUCUGGUCCCUCUAUAACACUCCGAUCUCCUCUUUAACUCAUUUUUUGGCUGUCCCUAUGAGAGCUGGUAUCUCAGCGGAGUUAGUAUGGGGAGACAUCGUUAUACUUUCUCGGGCCUAUACUGUUAGUAUGGGGAGACAUCGUUAUACUUUCUCGGGCCUAUACUGUUCAUUUAGUUGCUUGUUCUUGUACUUCCAUCACUUUUAUAGCGACCGCGUUAUCAGGGGAAACUCAUGCAGCAGUAGCCAAAAUGUGAAAAAUGGCUUAUUUUACUGCCUUUAGACAUUAUAUAUUACGCAGUAGUGGUGGAAUGGUAUCUAUUUCUUGCGAUUUUUGUACGUUCAAAUAGGAAAAUAAGUAUUGUAUUUGCUUGAUUUAGAGGUCCAAGUAGGGAACUAGUUUGAAAGAAAAAAGGGGGAAUUUUAGAAGCUUUAUUGAUCGACUAUCUGAAUUUUAACCUUGUUUAGAGUAGAGUUCUACUAAUUAGAAAUACUAAACUAAUACGUACCACAUCGGACAUUCGAAGUAUGUUUUGGUAAUUUAAAAGUGGCUUACCGAAGUGAACUAAUUAGGUGGUGGGAACGGUGAGAGCUGGGGCUCCUCCCCUGCGGUUGAGGCAACGCUCCCGUGGAUGAUGGAUAAGGAGCCCCACGCCCCGCCUUCCGGGUGUCCCAAGGAGGUGCGAUGGAUUUCUUCAAUUGACCACCAUUUUUUUCAUAUUCAAAUUUGAACUAUUUCGCGUAUGGUCUAUGGUUUGAUGGUAGCUUGGCGUAUCGUAUGUAUGCCUAUUUUUAGGGGUGGAUGUUUGGUCUUCAAAUUUUGAUUUGUUUUUUCAAUAGGGUGUACCGAACACCGAACUGAUUUGAUUUAGAUCGAUUUGGUUCUUCAAAGGAUAAUUGAUCGGAAUGGGGUUUCCCAAUUUUGGACAAACCCCUUUAAUCUUUUUAUUUUACAUCAUUGACGGAGUUAAUGUCAUCAACGAACAAUUUUCAUUUCUGGAUAAUUGUUUGUUUUGAAAUAUCGUAUUGAAAAAGUGUCUCUUUCGGCUUCGAAAUUGAAUAUAGAUUUGAACCCAUAGACGAAAAUUUAGCAUCACGCUCAUCUAUUGAUCAACUAACACUCCAAUAUUUUAAUUUAAUACCAGAAGAUUUAAAUCUUUUGUAGCAAUAAUACCCUAUUUAAACUCAUUUCAUUUCAACACUAAUAAUUAUCAUUUUUUAUCAUUUCUAAAACACAUAAAUAAAGAAAUUUAUAUAAACUACAAUAAAGUACAUACAAGUAAACAAUUUUUUGUAUGGACCCCAAGAAAUAACCAUCAUAAAAUCCUAACCGUCCAGUCUUUAAUGAAAACUCAAUCUCAACCGUCAAUACUCCUUAUACUAUUCGAACUUCCAAUCCCCGCCAAAAAAAAAAAAGAAGCUAACUUCCUUUGUUACAUGCUCUGUUUCAAUGGCUACCAUACCCGAAUCCGCAAUAAAGCUCUUGGAACCCGACCCGUACCCGCUUAUCAACCUCGUAAACCUCCUCCGUGAGGACGAUGAUAAUCUUCGUAAACCUGCAAAGACUCUGUAAUGUCGCCUUUGUUUGAUUCACUCUUUCUUUGUCAAAGGAAGUUUCUACCAAAUACUUGUGGAAGAUUAUUUUUUGGACUUGUCAAACAAGAUUGCUACUUGUUCAAACAAGUUGCUACUUGUCUCCAUUUUUUGCUACUUGUCUCCAUUUUCAUCUCUAUAAAUAGAGGCCUUCUUUCUCAAUUGUAAUACACAUCAAAUUACAAGAGUUCUCUUUCAUUCUCUUGUAUUUAUUCUUCCUUCCUAUUAGAGUAUUAAGUUGAGAGAGUUGGUGUUGGAAAAUACUUUGUGUGAGCCCUUUCUUUUGGAGUGAUUUUGUGAGGUUUUCUCUUGGGAUAUUUGGGUUAAUUAGAGUGACUACUCUAAUUUUGUAAUCCCUCUAUUGUACUCUUGUUGAUAUAGUGAAGUUGUUCCUCACGAGCAUAUAGUGAAGUUGUUCCUCUCCUCUCGUGGACGUAGGUUACACUGACCGAACCACGUUAAAUUUGUGUCUCCUUUAUUUUUUCUCAACUUAUUGUUAUUAUCAUCUUUGUUAUCGUAUUCAAUCAAUUACUUUGUUUAAUUCUGCACUAUCCGGGAUUUUCGAUCCUAACAGACUCUUCUCAAUUACACCUUAGAAAACUACCCAAAUUCUUUAAUCCAAAAACUUGUUGAAACAAUUCAAUGUAGCUCAUUAACAUCAUCGAUUACGGUUAAUCUGUGUUAUGGUCUCUUACGGGAUAUUUUACCACCCCUUUGGACUAAUCUUUCAUCAACUACGCGAAAUGAAUUGAAGGUUAGUUUGAAUAUCAAGAUUUGGGUUGAAAGAGAUUACGAAAUACUCAAGGCUUGUUCUUCUUGUGUAUCGAGUUUAGCGUGUUUGCUUUUUCCGAAACAUGAAUGGGAUAUUUUGUUUUACUCUAUGUUUAAGUACCAGGGUUCGAAUUCUUGAAACAGAAAAUUUGGUGCUCUGUUUUUAUUGAAUGAAUUGAUACCGAAAUGUCGGGAGGUUUUCAUACCGCAUGUUGAUUAUUUGAUUAAGAGGUUUAUGGAUCUUAUGCCUAUUAUAUCAGAAGAUCAUCGGUGUGGGGUUUUUGCUGCUAAAACCUCUGUGAAAUUGAUUAUAUACUUCUCAAACCCCGCGAGUUAUUCCAAGUUUUAUGAGCUUUUAAGUCAAGUGUUAGUGAUUUUUUCUGUGGCGCUUCGAGAGGAGGAGCUUGUGUGCAGUCUUCUUGAGGAUAUGAUUGUUUUAGCUGGUGUAGAGACCGCGUUUUUUGAAGUUCAAUUUGACGUUGUGAUUAUGUGUAUGGUGAGGCUAGCUGAAAAUUUGGAGUUAGGGGAAAAGUUAAGUCAACUUGCUGUAGAGUUUGUUGUUACUGUUGCUGAAGAUAGGGAUAGUGGAUGUGGGAUGAUGCGGAUGGUUCGGAAGGAACUUCUUGUGUUGAUGGAUAUGUUGGUGCAUGUUGAAGAUGACCCUGGUUGGGGAAACACGAUUAACGAUGAUGAAAAUGAAGGGGAGUUGAGUAUGUUUAGGCUAGCAAUUGCGUUUGGGGGAGGUGUAAAUGUGCCUAAUUUGCCUACUGAACAAAGUGUUGACGUUAUAAGUCCCACACUGGAAACUCAAAAUCAACUUUUGCUACAUUAAAUGCAUUUGGUUGAGUUAAGUUGAUAGCUGAGCUUAGUAAUGUGAGUUAAGUCCAACAGUUCCUGAUGGGCUGCUUCUGCAGUUGAAGGUUAAUAUUGGCUGCGGCCGCUUCCUGCAGUUGAAGAAUAUGGGCUGCGGCCCUUUCCCAAGGUGGCCUUCGGUACGAUGGACUACUUCCAAUAAACCACCACUUUCUUUUGUGGUAUCUACCACAAAAUGUGAUUACAUAGGUCGUUUUUUUAAAUGGUGGUAUUAGAUUAGUUUUCAGCUUAUCAAGUUCAUUACUUCAGAUAGGAGGAUAUGUAGCCUGGGUAUGAUGUAAUGCUUCCAAUAAACCACCACCUUUUAAGAAACCACUAAUCUAAUGAAACUCGCUUUGAGUUACUGUCACACUUCAUGUUUGUACAUAGCAAUUUGAAAAUUUCUUACAUGAUAUACUUCUAGAAAUUGUUGAUCUCGGAGUUUGCUAUCGAUACUAGGACACAAUAAAAGAAUCUAUGCAAAUGGUGUCAAUUAGCUAACAUCAAAAGAGCCCUUGAUUCCAGAUAAGUAGGUUGAUACGCCUAUGAUCGGGAAUAUAGUGAGAAUUAUUCACAACUUAGGCUCUCAGAGGCCAACUCAUUGUAACAAGCCUCUGAAUAUUGGUUGCUUGUUAGGGAUAGAUAGACCUACAUGAUUAACUAUUCCACUCUACGUUAAAUGGAAUCCACCAAAAGAGAAUGCUUAUAUGCCAUUCAGUGAUGCUAAACGAGAUAAUAUUGUGAAUGCCUCUGGAUUGGGUAUGCUUAUAUGCCAUUCAGUGAUGCUAAACGAGAUAAUAUUGUGAAUGCCUCUGGAUUGGGUAGUGUGUUUAGGAAGAAGGAUGGAAUUCGGAUCUUGGCUUGACUACUACGGGACCUAUAACAAAUGCUUUUGAUGCAUAACGCCUCGCCCUUCUUACAGGCCUUAGCUUAGUAAUACAACUCUAUCUUAGGCCCCUAGAAGUCAAUAUCCAUGCUCAGGAAGUAUGCAGAUUAUUAAACACUUCAAAUGUACUAAGCUCCUCUAUCUAGGCUGAUUGCGGUCUACACUCCGUCUGCUGAAUAGUCCUACGGUACAAUACAUCUACAGACAACAAAAUCAGGUAGCAGAUCAUAUGUCAACACGAGAACCAGCAAUGCAGAUAGCUUAACCACAACGACACUUACCAUAAACUACAAUAACCAAAAAACAAUUUCAUUAAUUUCAGCAGCAUUAAUGAAACAGACCAUUUCCAUUCUUCCCAUGUUCCCGGAUGCAAUGAAUUUGAUGAUAUUCCUGCAAGAUUCACAGAAGUGUUGUAUUAGAUUUGCAUAAUAAUAAAAGCAUUUCUUCCUAAGUAAGAAAUGCAGGAUUUGUCCCACAUUGUUACACAACAGAUGCUUUUAUUACUAUUUAAUAGAAUGACAAAUGAAUACUGAAUGCUGAGCUCUGUAGCGUGGGCUUGUAACUCAAGUGAGGGCAUUGAUGUGGUGGAAUGUUGAGCUGUCCCUGAUGGUUGGGCUUGGUGGGCCAGUUUCUGGCCUGCCCUAUCCAAGCACAGAGUUGGAUCACGGGGCCUUGUCGAAAGAACAGGCUUCUUGAUCCCUAAAGUGGGGUGGACUGCGUGAGGCUGGUUUCACAGAGCAACGAACAGCUCCCGCUCUGUGCAGUGGAAGGAUUACAGGUUGGUGCCUUUCAAGUUCAGUAACACCUGAUGGGCUGCUCCAAUUAAACCACCACUUU
Capsicum annuum is the source of this 6526-nucleotide messenger RNA. Its product is annotated as 26S proteasome non-ATPase regulatory subunit 13 homolog B. The transcript has 6 exons. Gene Ontology annotation, cellular component: cytosol; nucleus; proteasome regulatory particle, lid subcomplex. Bases 405 to 1565 code for a protein of 386 amino acids. Gene Ontology annotation, biological process: ubiquitin-dependent protein catabolic process. The record is from RefSeq and is a predicted model, not a curated record. Gene Ontology annotation, molecular function: structural molecule activity. NCBI's taxonomy places the organism in Eukaryota, Viridiplantae, Streptophyta, Magnoliopsida, Solanales, Solanaceae.